GAGGGGCCGCCAAUGAUGGCGGGGAGAUUCAGUUCUAUGGAGAAUUUGUUUCUAGUAAAAUCAUUCCGUCUAUUUGUUGUUCUGGAGGAUUUGUUAACAGAAAAAUAGUAUGGACAAGCAGGAUUAGGCAGUUGGUGUUAACAGACGUCAAGGAGUGUGGUACAGAAAUGAUCAGCCUCUCGGUUUAAACUCACAUGAUGGAUGUGAUGGAUUUGGACCUACAGGUGAGAGACAUGGAAGCUCUGAGAAAUUCUAAUAACACAAUUCCAGCGCUGCAAAAUAAUAAUUCUGAUCCAAUAACUGUUACAAUGGAGGAAGAGGAGAACCUACGUCAUCAUUCUCUUCAGUCUAUUGUGGAACAUGGCCUGCAUAACAAUUUGUCAGAAAAUACAGGAACAAAUAGGCUUCUUUUGCGACCCAGCCAAACCACGCGUACUUUCAGUAGGUCAAGAAGGCUGCUGACACAGAGAAGAACAAGACAAAAUUCCAGCCUGGAGAGCUUUUUCCUUCCAGUUCAGAGUCAGGCAGUAGAGCUUCCAUCUUCUGGCUCCCUUUUACACAUAAUGGUGAAUACAGCAACUGUUAGUGUUACUGACCCUGGAUCUGGCAAUACAACAGAGCACAGUGACUCCGAUAUGAGCAUGAUUGAUGCAGAAGAGGCUGUAGAGCAAGCACAUGAAACUGCUCCCAUGGUUCAACAAAGUGCAGAUGGUGCUUUGCCAGCAGAAAGUAACUUUCACUCAGAAGCCGUGGAUAGGGAAGAGGAGGCAAUAAUGCCACAGGUUGUGGAGGCAAAGUCUCCUUCAAAAAAAUUACCUGAACCAAGCACUAUUGCAUCUUCUACUAAUGAUCUUGAAGAGGAAGAGGGAGACACCUGUACGAUAUGUUUUGAACCAUGGACAAAUGCAGGUGACCACCGGCUCUCAGCUCUACGUUGUGGACAUCUUUUUGGCUUCAAUUGCAUUGACCGUUGGCUUCGGGGUCAAGGUGGAAAGUGUCCACAGUGCAAUAAGAAGGCAAAACGUUCAGAUGUUGUGCUUUUGUAUGCUCGUUCCCUGAAGGCCCUUGACACCAGUGAUCAGGAAAAAAUGAAAAGUACUCUUCAGCAUGAGCAGACCCUACGGAGAAAGGCAGAGUUAGAAUCUGCACAGUGCCGUUUACAGCUCCAAGUCUUAACGGAUGAAUGUGGAAGAUUGCGCAAGGAGUUACAGGAAUUAAAGACAUUGAUGUCGCAACAAGGAGGCAGCACUUCCCAUUCAUCAGGAUCUGUUCCUGGCUGUAGCCUCUCACAUAGUUCUAGCCAAGCCCAAGGAAGACGUUAUAACUUUUCUAAAGCUGUGUUAGUGUCUCAGACUGGUAACUGUCGGGUUUUGGCCUACUGUGAACCCUUGAGCUGUCUUUUGGCAUCUCAGCCGUCCCCACAAGCAACACUUAUACCAGGAUGCGGUGUUAAGAAGAUAAGUGCUGUCAAUAUGAAGUCUUGCCAGUAUGUGCCUAUCCACACAAAGCAGAUUCGUGGUUUAUCUUUCAAUAAUCAAAUGGACAGCUUAAUGCUCUCUGCAGCAUUGGACAACACUAUCAAGUUGACCAGUCUUCUCACCAAUACAGUGGUGCAGACCUAUAACACUGGACGUCCAGUUUGGAGCUGCUGCUGGUGCCUUGAUGAUCCCAAUUAUGUCUAUGCUGGUCUGAGUAAUGGUGCCAUCUUGGUAUAUGACACUCGAGACACCAGUACAUAUGUCCAUGAGUUGACAUCCCUUGGGUCCAGAUGUCCUGUGGUUUCCCUGUCUUAUUUACCCCGUGCUGCGUCUGCUGCAUUCCCUUAUGGUGGUCUAAUAGCUGGCACCCUGGAAGGGGGAUGCUUCUGGGAAAUGAAAGGUGGAAUAUCUUACAGACCACACCAUCUUCCUUUGGAGCCGGGUGGCUGCACAGACAUACAGGUUGAUGCAAGUAGUCGGCACUGCCUUGUGACUUACAGGCCAGGUAAGUCAAGUCCCAACUUACGAUGUGUGUUAAUGGAGCUUAACCGAGUAGUACAGCAAGAUUCCCUUGAUGACCCUGCGUGUACAUGCUACCCCAUUCAAACAUUCAAUGCUGGCUCUUGUUGUAAGCUGCUGACCAAGAAUGCCCUCUUUGAAAGCCCCGCGAAAGAUGGCAGUAUGUUGGUGUGUGCAGGAGAUGAAGCAUCAAACUCGGCAAUGGUGUGGGAUGCUGGCAGUGGAACUUUGCUUCAAAAGCUGCAAGCUGAUCAACCCGUAUUGGAUAUUUGCCCAAUGGAAAUAAAUCAGACUCAUUUUUUAGCUGCUUUAACUGAGAAAAUGGUGAAGGUGUACAAAUGGGAGUGACGGGUGGCGAGAGGACUACUUCACAAUGUUACCUGAUCUCCAUGGUUUAGUGUGGCUGAGAAGACAAUAACCACAUGUGCUUUCUCUAAAACCCUAUUUCCCAAGGAUGUUUCUCCCUUGAAAAUGUUGUUUAAAUGCAGCAAUACAUCUUAGUAAACCGCCUCAUUCCCAAAAUAUCAUUUUAGUAAUCCGGUUUACUCUGCAUUUCUCUCAGGUUAGGUUCUUCUGUCUGGUUUGUUGUUAACUGAAUUAAGUAAACUAUUUUGUCGGCAUGUGAAAUGCUUAGGAAGAAUAAAAUUGUUUUCUUUCCAAAAAGAAAAAAAAAAAACUGCUGGAUUUUUAAACAAAAAAAAAAGUUUCAAAAUGUUUUCAAAUGUUUGCUCUCAACAAGUUUUUGCCAUUUUAACAUUCAUUACAGAGAGUAUAGAUAUAAUAUAUACAUUUAUAUUAGUGGUGGCUUCUGUAAUUUUCCCAGCUAUGACAGAACAAGUCUAUAAAGUACAGAAAAUAAGGAUACUCGGGGAGGCCCAGGGUGCUCUUGUGUGCUUUCCGUUUGCACUUCUCUUCCUGACGUGUUGUCUGUCUGCCUGUCUGUCUGUCUGUCUGUCUCUCUCUCUCUGCCGCAGGGGACGCAAGCACUCAGUGCAGCCAAGGUGUGUCCAGGAAGGGUCAGCUUUUCUUUUUUGCUCUGUCACAGCUGCUAUUCUGUUUUUUUCUUAAUAAAAAAAAGGUUUAUUCUUGGUUUUUCCUUUUAGUUUCAAAAUGCUGUAAUUACGUUUCUAGUUGCAAUAAAUAAUGAAAAAUGUUUUUAAUUCCUUCAAUUGUUUGAAGUCCUAUAAAUAAAGUACAGAUAUAUAAAUAAUGUACAGUGAAUUCACUCGUGUUCCAUAUGUU
Molecule: messenger RNA, 3239 nt
Organism: Polypterus senegalus (gray bichir)
Lineage: Eukaryota; Metazoa; Chordata; Cladistia; Polypteriformes; Polypteridae
Gene: rfwd3
Product: ring finger and WD repeat domain 3
Exons: 13
Coding region: 195-2345 (716 amino acids)
Biological process (GO): double-strand break repair via homologous recombination; interstrand cross-link repair; protein ubiquitination
Cellular component (GO): site of double-strand break; nucleus
Molecular function (GO): ubiquitin protein ligase activity; protein binding
Source: RefSeq, a predicted model, not a curated record